UGUCCGCGGUGCUGAAAGCAGACUUCCCACGGCGCAGCAGAGAGAUGUGCAGCGUGUUCCGCAGAAACUAACCGCAGAAGACGUCACCAUGCCAUCACUCCCUCAGACCAAGUCUGUCCUCACCUCUGUAGCCAAGCUGCUCUUCAUCUAUUUCUUCCUUGCUUCCUCUGGCAUUAAUGGAGCUUCGCUCAGAGACUUCAGGCCGAAGGGAAAUGACCCAGACUCCCAGAGAGGAAAUGUCCACCAGACGCCUAAUGCGGACAUGCUGAAAGCCUUGCAGUACAUCGAGAGUCUCCAUCAAAGAUCUGGCCUGGACUUGCAGCAGCAUGGCCUUCCUGCAGGACAUGAUGUCACCCACAUGGACGACACUGAGAAACUGCAUGCCAUGCUGAGACAAAGCCAUGAUGAAGAGGAGCGAGAGGAAGAGGGACCAGAGGAUAAGAGCGAGGAGCUGCUCCAGGCUGUGCUCAACACACUCCAACAAACGGAGACUGCCUCCAGACCAGAGAAAACAGGCGUGCAUCGCAGCAUCAUGCCCCACAGGAAGAUGCCCUUGAUGUUUGAGGAUGAGGAGGAAGAUGAGGGGGGUGAGGAAGAUGAUGGUGAGGGACCCAGAUAUGAGAGCCCCUUUAAACGCACCAAUGAGAAUGUGGAGGAGAAGUACACUCCUCAGAAUCUGGCCACGCUGCAGUCCGUGUUUGAUGAACUCAACAAGCUAACUGGGUCAAAGAUCCUUCACAAACGGCAAGACGAAGAGGAGGAGGAUGAAGAAGAAGAUGAAGAUCUGUUUAAUGUGAGGAACGCAGCAUAUGAUGAUGGGGACCUUGGAGACUGGGGUCCACUAGAAGAGCAGGAUGAGGAGGAGGAGGAGGGUAACAAAGAUAAGGUUGAUCGAGGGCUCCAUUAUAUUGACAGCGAUGAAGAACCUAAUGAGGAUGACGAAGAAGAAGAUGAACAGCGUUAUCCAGUUAAAAGGUCAAGUGAUGCAGAUGACAUGGCCAACUUGAUGGACUACUACCUCCUCAAAGUUCUGGAGACAACAGAAGAGGAGAAGCAGAAACGGGAGGCAGAAGAGGAAGAGGAAAGGGCUGAGAGGAUGGUGGCUCAGACUCAGUACGGAGAAGACGUCGAUCCACGAGUCAUCUACCAGCUUCUCACCAUCUCCCAGAAAUACCAGAUCCCACCUGGAGACCUGAUGAACACGCUCAGAGAUGGAGACAAACAGCACAAGAGCAGCAAAUCAUUCAGAUUAGACAGCAGGAUCUCUCAGAUCCCUCACCAGGUUCCUGAAGAGAAACUCUACAGCAGACCCCCAUCUUACGCCCACAAGACCCCAGAGGAGACGAGAACAGAAGAAAUCCUCAAAAUCCUCGGCCUGGGAGGUGUGGAGGACUCAUCUCCCACCAGGAAGCAGAGGCAACACAAAACCUCACCAUCACGAUUUCACACUCUGCCUGCCGGGCGUCUGGGGGAAUCCGCUCCCACACAACGGCGCCCUCCAAACGCCUUCAGAGACGACUACGACGACACCGUGGAUGAGGAUGAGCUGGCAGCUUAUCUGGCGGCUCAGAUGCUGGCGCGGUAUCCCAACCCUGCAUUUAGCAACAAGACGAGCCAGAAGCGGGAUGACGCCGGACAGAGCGAAAUGGGUUCUUUUUCCAAGGCAAUAGAGAAAUAUUUUGAUCUAACAGACUCUGAUAAAAGUCCCAAUGAGAAAAGACAAACUGAGGAUGAGGAGCGAGCUGAAGAAACACAAACACAAGGCUUUGAGAGUGAGGCCAUGAUGAAACUGUUGAGCUUGCUGAACCCAGAAACCGAGGGAAGUGAUGCCAAAACUGCCAAAGGAGCAUAG
Molecule: messenger RNA, 1852 nt
Organism: Melanotaenia boesemani (Boeseman's rainbowfish)
Lineage: Eukaryota; Metazoa; Chordata; Actinopteri; Atheriniformes; Melanotaeniidae
Gene: scg2a
Product: secretogranin II a
Exons: 2
Coding region: 89-1852 (587 amino acids)
Source: RefSeq, a predicted model, not a curated record